AAAUGUUGGGUUGUUGGGGUUUUGAAGAGUUUGGUGAUUUCGUUAUUGAUUUUUGUUGUUAUGGGUUUUGGCUUGCAGAUGAAGUGUGCAAGGAAGCGGUAUGUGGAAAGGGAAAAUGCAUAAAUUCUCAGAAUAGCACGUUCUCUUACGAAUGCGAAUGUGAUCCUGGGUGGAAACAGGCUCGUGCUGACGAAGAUGAUCAUCUCAAGUUUCUCCCUUGUGUAAUCCCCAGCUGCACACUCAAUCAUGCUUGUGCAGCGGCCUCUGCUUCAUUCCAGGACAAAGCAUUAGAAGCUAAUACAUCUAUCUUUGAUCCCUGCCACUGGGCUAAUUGUGGAGGCGGGUUAUGUAACACGACAUCAGCUUUCACAUACAAUUGCAUUUGUAAGGAGGGUUUCUACAAUCUGCUUAACACCACUGCCUUCCCAUGCUACCAAGGAUGUGAAAUUGGAAUGGAUUGUACAGCCAUUGGCAUCUCGAUGCCAAAUAAGUCCUCAACAGUAGAUCCUGCAUUACCUGACGAUAGCAACAACCAAGCUGGCUUGAGUCUACACAGAGAUUAUCAUUGGCUGAUAAUCCCGCUCAUGUCCCUUGCUAUGGUUAAUUGACUCCAAGAUUAGGUGGAUUUUCUGGCUUUCUAUUCCACGAUUCAGAUGGAUAAUUCAGCUCUUCCCAUUAUUCAGCACACCGUUUGUCAUCCUAGUCCUGCUAUUUCCCUGUGAAUAUUUAUGUCAUGAAUAAAUUAGUUUGUAAAAUUUUCAUGUCAUAUGAAUAAGCCUACCACAUUUAGGAUCCGUAGUACCAUACAUAGAUGUUGGAUCCGACAUAAGGGAAUGACAGAUUCUUUUAUCUGAGUUCAUGACUCUACUUAUUCUCACCUAUAUAUCAUGUUAUAAAUUUUAAUAUAGUGAAUUGGGAUCU
Rubroshorea leprosula is the source of this 921-nucleotide messenger RNA. The record is from the annotation of a GenBank genome assembly. Lineage: Eukaryota; Viridiplantae; Streptophyta; Magnoliopsida; Malvales; Dipterocarpaceae.